CAGAAGCUCAAGUAUCCCCGAGCCAUUCCGUUCAUCAUCAGCAAUGAGUUUUGCGAACGGUUCAACUACUAUGGCAUGCGAACCGUGCUGGUACUGUACCUUACGAGGAAGCUGGACUUUGACGACGAUACGGCCACGGUGCUGUAUCACACGUUUACCACCUUGGUGUAUUUUAUGUGCGUGAUCGGGGCCAUCAUCGCCGACAGUUGGUUGGGUAAAUUUCGCACCAUACUGUAUCUGUCGAUCGUGUACACGAUCGGUAGCGGAUGCAUUACGCUCGGAGCCAUACCGACCUGGGAUCUGGAUGCACGAGCGAUGACCAUUGCCGGAUUGCUGCUAAUCGCCUUCGGAUCGGGUGGCAUUAAACCGUGUGUCGCCGCGUUCGGUGGCGAACAGUUUAAGCUGCCGGAACAGGCGAAAUAUCUGGCGCUGUUCUUCUCCAUGUUCUACUUUGCGGUCAAUUCGGGCUCGUUCGUAUCGACCAUGGUUACCCCGAUUUUGCGCGAAGAUGUGAAAUGCUUCGAUGACGAUGACUGCUUCCCGUUGGCGUUCGGAGUGCCCGGUGUGCUGAUGGUGAUAUCCAUCAUCAUAUUCAUCGUUGGCAAGCCGCUGUACAAGAUAUCCGCGCCCGCGGGCAAUAUGUUCGUAAAGGUUUCCAAAUGUAUUUGGACUGCUAUACGCACACGAUCGCGAGAAAAAUCGAUCAACCCUCGAGAGCACUGGUUGGACUAUUCUGAAAAGCGCUGGGGACGUCAGCUGGUCGACGAAACGCGCAUUCUGCUGAACGUGCUAAAGCUGUACAUUCCGUUGCCGGUGUUUUGGGCGCUGUUCGAUCAGCAGGGAUCUCGCUGGACGUUCCAAGCGACCCGAAUGGAUGGUGAUCUGGGCUUUUGGACGAUUAAGCCGGACCAGAUGCAGGUCAUCAAUCCACUGCUUAUCCUGGUAUUCAUUCCACUGUACGAGGUCGCUUUCUAUCCCCUGCUAAGCAUGAUCGGAAUUCGACGACCGCUGCAAAAGCUCACGCUGGGCGGUAUAUUUGCUGGGUUGGCAUUCGUUAUAUCGACCAUUGUCGAAAUUCAGCUCGAGUCCACUUACGCCGUACUUCCGAAGGAAGGGGAGGCUCAGCUGCGAAUAUUCAAUGGCAUGAACUGCGACUAUCGCGUUCAGUCAAACAUUCCGGAGCACGCCGACUUUACGCUGAAUGCUAUGAGCAUGUUUGAGGAGAAGUACCUCAACGUGAAGGGUAAAGCCACGUACACUUACACACUGUCCUCUACGGGGCCUGGGUCGGAUUGUACGGUGUCGGAGGAACAGCGUACGUUUGAGGUGGAGGAGGAAAGGCAGUAUUCGUACUUUCUCCGCAAGCAGAACUCGGUCAUCAGUGCGUUGAGAUACGAAGACGAUACGGAAAAGUCUUCCAAGGGUUAUCCGAUAUUCCGUGUGCUGGGAAAUACCGCCACCAACCGGACGGUGGUGUUCAGGGAUGUUGAUUCAUCCGAUCCGUUCGAUCGGCACAAGAACGGUUCGUAUGUGUACGAUCGGGUUGAGUCCUAUCCUUCCGAUUACGAAAUCUAUGUAGAUGGGGAGCUGACAUUGACCUACACGAUGCGGUUAGGAGGCGUGUAUGCGUUCAUUGUGAGCGAUGUUGAUGGAAUGAUCACUGAGCCCAUCAUCGUCACCGAACCGAACUCCGUCAACAUGCUUUGGUUGAUUCCACAGUACGUAGUGAUGACGCUCGGCGAAGUAAUGUACUCCAUUACGGGGCUCGAGUUUUCGUUCACGCAAGCUCCGGAAAGCAUGAAAUCGGUACUGCAGGGAUGCUGGCAGCUGACAGUGGCCGUGGGCAAUCUGAUUGUGGUUAUUGUAGCCGAAGCAAAAAUCUUUGACGCACAGAAAUGGGAGUUUGUGCUGUUUGCCGGCCUGAUGUUUGUCGACAUGGGCCUAUUUUCUAUACUGGCCUGGCGUUACAAAGCGAUACCGCUUAAGAAUUAUGAUGAAGAAAAUGAUGAUGCCAACGCUACGUUGCCAAUCGACCAGAAGGAUCAAAAUGGUCUCGAUAAUCCCGCGUUUAAAAAAUCCUCAGACGAGUAG
Molecule: messenger RNA, 2091 nt
Organism: Anopheles maculipalpis
Lineage: Eukaryota; Metazoa; Arthropoda; Insecta; Diptera; Culicidae
Product: peptide transporter family 1-like
Exons: 4
Coding region: 76-2091 (671 amino acids)
Biological process (GO): transmembrane transport; oligopeptide transport
Cellular component (GO): membrane
Molecular function (GO): dipeptide transmembrane transporter activity
Source: RefSeq, a predicted model, not a curated record